Laetiporus sulphureus 93-53 is the source of this 1056-nucleotide messenger RNA. RefSeq lists its product as uncharacterized. NCBI's taxonomy places the organism in Eukaryota, Fungi, Basidiomycota, Agaricomycetes, Polyporales, Laetiporaceae. The coding region runs from base 1 to 1056 and encodes 351 amino acids. The transcript is spliced from 3 exons. The record is from RefSeq and is a predicted model, not a curated record.
AUGCCCCGCGCAUUUUUGCCCAGAGACACUCUGGCCCAGGGCAGGCCUAUUUCCACAUCACUUCCCUCAUACACUUCCUCUGCGUCUCUACCGCCUAAGCCGCUUCCUUCCUUCAAAAGGAAUAGCGCUGCAUCGACCGGUAAAGCACCCCAAGUACACAACGGUAUCGUUCCGCCCAACGAGCGCUACCACCCAUACCAACGCGAUCCCCGGCGCACUCACCGUCUGACUCAGGGGAAUCUCGUCCAAGCGAAGCCCCCACAAGCCAGCUCACAAGGCAUUACAGCUGAGCGUCGCCAACAGGAGCGCAAGGUUAGCCUCUGGCUCGAAGGAAUUCCAAGAGACGCGCUUACCCCGUCCAUUCCACUCCAACCCCCUCACCCCUACGCUACAUUUUCCGCCAUCGACGUUCUCAAUUUCGCGCUCUCAAAGAGCUACCAUCCUCGUGGGAUCCACGAAAAUCCCAAAGGUACUCUCCCCGAGAACAUUGCGCUGACCGUAUACGCUACCAUUCAGCGAUACAAAGUCCUGCAGCAGCCUCACAUCGCGGCCAAGUUCACAGAGGAGCAGUUGAAGUGCCGAGAUAGAAUUCUUCGACACCUAUCAGUAAUAAACGAGCGCAUCAGAGCCGGGCACGAUUUCACGUUCGUCGACAAGUGCAUUGCUAUCAAGCUUUGCGUAGGACUAGGGAAGAUUCCCUUCAAGGGAAUCAAUAAGGAGCAGGAGCGCGUAGGCAAGGAGAUAGUGAAUUUCAUGCCGAGAUACGUGAUCGGCUUCAUAUAUGAGAACUACAUCGUGGACUUUUAUCGCCCAGCACAGGGACAACUCACAGUCAUCUGCACUGCGUACUUCAUCUAUCAACCUCUCGUCACCAACUGGCAGCAAGUACUUUACCACUACAUGGUACAAGUACAUGCCUACACCACCUACUCGGCACCAUUCCGCCUCAUUCCAGAUUUUGAGGAAGAACGGAAAUAUUGGCACUACCGAGCAGAAUCUCUACGAGAGGGACUAGAAGAAGAAGGACUUAUCGAGGAAGACCCCGAACCCUUCUAG